Molecule: messenger RNA, 2345 nt
Organism: Haliotis rufescens (red abalone)
Lineage: Eukaryota; Metazoa; Mollusca; Gastropoda; Lepetellida; Haliotidae
Product: endoglucanase 4-like
Exons: 15
Coding region: 108-2288 (726 amino acids)
Biological process (GO): carbohydrate metabolic process
Molecular function (GO): hydrolase activity, hydrolyzing O-glycosyl compounds; polysaccharide binding
Source: RefSeq, a predicted model, not a curated record
AAGUCAAAUUCUCACGUGGGUGGAAAGAUAUCUGUCAGGGUCAAACACGAUUGUGGAACAGGGUGCUGCGAGGCCCUUCUGUACAUGGUGUGUACCACAUUGGCAACAUGCAGAUACUACUAGCCUUUGUCCUCGGUGUCUGUGUGGGCCCCGCCAUGUCCGUGGUAGUUCCUGUCACCAUGGGCCAUCACUGGGAGGGCGGGUUCGAGGGGAAAUUCUGCAUCCCAUUCUCUGUUGACGUCACUUCCUGGAAAGCACACCUACAGUUCAGCGAACCAGUUACAAAACUCGAGAUAUGGUUAGCUGAGAUCGAGUCUCAGACUCCAGACGGGCGGGAAUUCGUCCUCGUCAAUAAACCCUUCAACGGGAACGAGCACGUGGGCGACAGUCUCUGCAUCAACUUCAACGGCCACGGUAACGGGGACAUCAACCCCACUGUCAACCUAACUGUGGAUCUCCCUCUGCCCACCACGACACAGACAACCACGACUACCACCGCCUCUCCGACCACGCCCACCACGACGAGAACACUCGCCCCUGGGGAAACAUGGCCACCAACCACUGAGCCAAUAACACCCCUCCACAAACGACACAACAUCACGUCCCAGAUGAAGCUGAGUCAGCACUAUGGCACAACGUGGGAGGGCGAAUUCUGCUUCGACUUAAAGGUCGAGAUAGUUGCAUGGGAGCUGGACAUACACUUCAGCCAGGAGACAAAGUCGCUCAAUAACUAUGACGGAGAUUUUAUCAGCGACACAACAUCUUGUACAAAGCACGCUGUCCUGGUGAACAAGAACACUAAGGGCGUCCACUACGGCGGCAGCAACUACUGUGUCAGGAUGACCGGGCAGGUGUGCGGGGGCGGCGUCCCUACAGCGUACGCCGUACUCGUUGACGUCACCAACGACGAUCAAACAGUGCCCCGAGUACCACUGGUUCAAGGAGCCCAAGCCACAAAAUACAACUAUGGUGAGAUCCUGAUGAAGUCCAUCCUGUUCUACGAGGCUCAGAGAUCCGGGAAACUCCCCCCUGACAACAGGAUCCCCUGGAGGGGGGACUCGGCGUUAGGAGACAAGGGAUCUGGCGGCGAGGAUCUGACUGGUGGAUGGUACGAUGCUGGGGACAACGUGAAGUUCAACUUCCCCAUGGCGUUCAGCACGACCCUCCUGACGUGGAGUCUCAUCAGAUACAAGGACGCCUACAAUGCAACAGGGCAGCUGGAGGACAUGUACGAGUGCAUCAAGUGGCCUCUGGACUACUUCAUCAAGUGUCACACCAAGCCGAACGAGUUGUGGGUACAGGUUGGUAAUGGCGGCACGGAUCACGGGUCGUGGACAAGUCCAGAGCGAAUGACCAUGUCCAGACCAGCCUACAAGAUUGACACAUCGUCAGCAGGUUCAGACAUUGCAAUGGAGACUGCGUCUGCCAUGGCUGCUGGGUCUAUAGCUUUCAAGGACAAAGAUCCCGCCUACUCCGCCAUCCUUCUGAAGCAUGCUAAGGAACUGUUUGACUUUGGCAAAAAUAACCAGGCGUUCUACAGUGCCAGCGUGUCAGCAGCUGCUGGGUUCUACACAUCACAGAACUUUACUGACGAGAACAGCUGGGGUGGGAUGUGGUUAUACAAGGCGACUGGGGACAAGGCCUAUCUCGACUACGCCGAGCUGCACCACAUCGGUGUUGCUGCCUGGGGCUUCUCCUGGGACGAGAAAGUGGCUGGAGCAAAUAUGUUGCUGUAUGAGGAGACCAAGAAGGACCUCUACAAGAAGGACAUCGAGGACACGUUCACUAUGUGGUUCCCUGGGGGAGAUGUCCCCUACAGCCCCAAGUGUAUGGCGUUCAGACUGCAGUGGGGAGCCCUCCGAUAUGCUGCUAACACGGCUUUCAUCGCCCUGGUCGCCGCGGACAAUGGCCUCCACACAGAAGAAUACCGGAAGUGGGCGAUGUCGCAGCUGCACUACGCCUACGGUGACACCGGAAGGAGCUACAUCGUCGGAUUUGGUGUCAACCCUCCCGUGAAGCCACAUCACCGAGCCAGUUCCUGUCCGAUGCUACCGGCGCCUUGUGGGUGGGACGCCCAGCUGAACAAAGGCCCCAACCCCCACACGCUGUACGGCGCCAUGGUAGGCGGCCCUGGUCAGAGCGACGACUACACCGACAGCAGAAUGGACUACGUCAAGAACGAGGUGGCGUGCGACUACAACGCUGGCAUGCACGCCUCUACAGCAGCCCUGGAACACCUGGCUCUGACACACGAACUUCCGACGACAUACAAGGACAUCUGCCCUUAGACAAACUAUCAAUGUGGGAUUAGUGAAGAUUCAGACUAAUAAAGUCCUCUCCAUCAA